UUAAGCCUUCCCUCUACUAGUAAAAUGGGGGCAAAAAACUUUGGAACAGAGAAACUUACAACCCUAAUGGAACCUGAGGGAGAUGAAGCGUAUCAUCAACACCCAAAAAUGUUCAAACCCACAAAUAAUACUCAAUUUCCAUCCACUUCAAGCAAUAAAGAUUCAAUCUUGACAAACCCCAUCUUGCCACAAGAACUCAUCACAGCAAUUCUUGUAAGGCUUCCAGUUAAAUCCCUCUUACAGUUCAAGUGUGUUUCAAAAGAUUGGUUUAGUUUAAUCUCUAGUCCUUCUUUUAUCAGGACCCAUCUUAGUUUUUCUGUUAAGAAUUGCACCCACCAUAGAUUUCUAUUGAUAUCUGGACGACACAUUAUUAAACAUUGUUCUUUUAGUUCUUUAUUUAAUGAGUCUAGUAUUAAGGCAUUGGACUUGGAUUAUACCAUGAAAACCCCCUAUAAUUCUGUUCAUAUUGUGGGUUCUGUUAAUGGAUUGAUUUGUUUUCUUAUUGGGUUGAAUGGCUUGGUUCUGUGGGAUCCGUCAACUAGAAAGUUCAAGCAAGUAGUUACCCUUAUGUCUAUACGGAAGUAUUUUCUGGUCAAGGUCAAGUAUGGUUUUGGAUAUGAUGAGGUUCACGAUGAUUAUAAGGUAGUGAGUAUUUUCAUUGAAAGUAAGAAUCGCUACGAUGCCAAUAUAUAUAGUUUAAAGAGUGAUUCUUGGAGAACACUUGAUGAUUUCCAAGGCAAGGUAGAAUCCACUUCUUUGGCAAGUCGGUGA
Molecule: messenger RNA, 771 nt
Organism: Lycium ferocissimum
Lineage: Eukaryota; Viridiplantae; Streptophyta; Magnoliopsida; Solanales; Solanaceae
Product: F-box/kelch-repeat protein At3g06240-like
Exons: 1
Coding region: 25-771 (248 amino acids)
Molecular function (GO): protein binding
Source: RefSeq, a predicted model, not a curated record